Ambispora gerdemannii is the source of this 1515-nucleotide messenger RNA. The record is from the annotation of a GenBank genome assembly. Lineage: Eukaryota; Fungi; Glomeromycota; Glomeromycetes; Archaeosporales; Ambisporaceae.
AUGUCUGAACCGAUAUUCUUACUCAAAUCAACAAUCCAACGAACAAUUCAAAAUACAUUCACACAAAUCACGCCUUUGAACCUAAUAACCCUCUUCUUUGUAACAAUCUUUACCAAGCUGGUGUAUAAACUAUUUUACGAAAUUUAUUUGAGCCCAUUAAAACAUAUUCCUGGGCCAAAAGCUUGUGCGUUCACUGAUGUUCCGCUUCGAAUGAGACGUCCUUAUGGACAUGUGUAUUCGUGGUAUCAGGAGUUGCAUUCACAGUAUGGAAAUGUUGUUCGUGUUGCGCCUGGUUUUGUAAUGUUCUCAAAUAAAGAGGCCAUAAGGCAGAUUAUGAUUGAGGAUCAAUUUCCAAAAAAUACAGCAAUAAAAAAUAUCCAAACAAAUCCUAACGUCCCAACUCUCUUCACAAUGACUGACCCAACUUUCCAUAAACAACGAAGAAGACUUCUUUCCCACGCUUUCUCAGUGAAAUAUCUUUCGAAUAUCGAACCACUAAUACAUUCAUGCGUUGAAUCACUCGUAAAUAAACUCGCUUCGUUAUCAAAUGACAAUGAUUUGAAAUCACCGGUAGUCAACAUUUACGGCAUUUUACAAUCUAUGGCAUUAGAUGUUAUCGGCGAGACUGCUUUCGGCGGAUCAUUCAAUAUUGUGGAACAAGGUAAUCACCCAUUACCCAAAAAGGUUUCCGAUGAAUUUAAGCGACGCGUCAUCUGUGCAACGUUCCCUUUUUUGAGACAUUUCAAGAAACAAGAUCCGUGGACUCAAAAUUUCACUAAUAACAUUAUUCGAGAACGACGCGAAAUGAAUGCCAGAGGGGAAAAACGAAUGGAUCUUUUACAGAUGUUGUUGGAUGCACGCGACGAGGAAACAGGAGAAGGGUUAUCAGAUUUUGAUAUUUAUGAUCAAUCAGUAGAAUUUGUUAUGGCUGGUAGUGAUACCACCGCAUUCACAACAUUUAUGGCAUUGAUGCUACUACUACAUCACCCUGAAAAAUUCCGUGUUCUCAUGACAGAGUUCAACUCUCUCUCAAGUGACAAAAUUCCACGCCAUGAAUCUUUAAAACAUCUCACCUACCUAAACGCAGUCAUCAACGAAACAAUGCGAUUGUGGCCUGUUGCAACUGGUGGAUUUUCUCGAGAAGCACCAAAAGACAUGGCAAUCAACGGAACAUUUGUUCCUAAAGGCACUCAGAUAAUCGCGUCAGUCUACAGUAUACAUCACUCGAAAGAAAUUUGGGGCGCGGAUGUCGAAGAAUUCGUCCCGGAAAGAUGGUUAAAUGAGAAAAAUAAGAGUAAUCUAAAUCGACACUUUUAUCCGUUUGGAGGUGGUUCGCGACUUUGUAUCGCCAUGAAUUUCUCGUUGAUGGAAAUUAGAAUUGCGUUGGCGGCGUUGAUGAUCAAUUUUGAGUUUGACAUGGUCAAAGGACAAGAUCUGGAAAUUGUUCAUUAUCUUACGCCGUCGUUGAAGACGAAGCGGUUUGAUGUGCACGUACGACAACGAAACACUCAUUGA